Messenger RNA from Abrus precatorius (Indian licorice), 2496 nucleotides. RefSeq names its product cellulose synthase-like protein E1. Gene Ontology annotation, cellular component: trans-Golgi network; plasma membrane. Gene Ontology annotation, molecular function: mannan synthase activity; cellulose synthase (UDP-forming) activity. The transcript has 8 exons. Lineage: Eukaryota; Viridiplantae; Streptophyta; Magnoliopsida; Fabales; Fabaceae. The record is from RefSeq and is a predicted model, not a curated record. Gene Ontology annotation, biological process: cellulose biosynthetic process; plant-type primary cell wall biogenesis. Bases 178 to 2394 code for a protein of 738 amino acids.
UUUAUCUUUAAAUAAAUCAAGAGAACGCCAUCUCCAGGUCAAUAAUGAACGAACUUUCAAAUGUCAAUGGCUAAGACCUUAGUGUAUAUAUAUAUACUAGCUAUACAAAUAGCAAUGCAAUGCAACUAGUUACUAAUAGCACAAGAAACAAGUUGCAAAGCAAGAGAAUUAGUAGGUAUGGGCAAUGGUGAGUACUCUCCAUUGUUUGAGACAAGAAGGGGCAAAGGUAGACUCAUCUAUAGAUCCUUUGCAAUCUCAUUAUUUGUGGCCAUAUGCUUCAUUUGGGUAUACAGAUUUUGCCACAUAGUGACCAAAAAGGGUGAAGAUGGAAAAUGGGCAUGGCUUGGAAUGUUUGGUGCUGAGCUAUGGUUUGGCUUUUAUUGGGUCCUCACUCAAGCUUUUCGAUGGAACCUUGUGUUUAGGCAACCCUUCAAGAACAAACUCUCUCAAAGAUAUGAGAAUAGGUUGCCAAGAGUGGACAUCUUUGUGUGCACAGCAGAUCCAGAUAUUGAGCCACCAAUGAUGGUGAUUAACACAGUGCUAUCUGUUAUGGCUUAUGAUUAUCCAACUGAGAAGAUGAGUGUGUAUCUCUCUGAUGAUGCUGGGUCGGAAAUCACGUUCUAUGCUCUACUAGAGGCGUCAAAUUUUGCAAAGCAUUGGCUUCCAUUUUGCAAGAGGUUCAAGGUGGAGCCCAGGUCACCUUCUGCAUAUUUCAAAGGCAUAGUCUCAUCUGGGUACCCAAGUGACCCUAGUCAUGCCAAAGAGUUGGAAGCUAUCAAGAAAUUGUACGAUGAAAUGGAAAGACGAAUUGAAGAUGCAACCAAGUUGGGUGGAGUACCCAAAGAAGCACGUUUAAAGCAUAAGGGAUUUUCUCAGUGGGAUUCAUACUCUUCUAGACGUGAGCAUGACACAAUUCUUCAAAUACUACUUCAUGACAAGGACCCUAAUAACUCCAAAGAUGUAGAAGGGGUAGUUUUGCCAACUCUGGUGUAUUUGGCUCGCGAGAAGAGACCUCAAUAUUUUCACAACUUCAAAGCUGGAGCUAUGAAUUCACUGUUAAGAGUGUCUUCGAACAUCAGCAAUGGGAAAAUAAUUCUAAAUGUAGACUGUGACAUGUACUCAAACAGUUCACAAUCUAUAAGAGAUGCUCUCUGUUUUUUCAUGGAUGAAGAGAAAGGCCAUGAAAUUGCUUAUGUGCAGUUUCCUCAGUUUUUUGAGAAUGUCACUAAGAAUGAUCUAUAUGGGGGUAGUCUAUUAUCAAUUAUCGAGGUGGAGUCCCCAGGUGCAGAUGGUUGUGGUGGCCCUUUGUAUAUAGGAAGUGCUUGCUUUCACAAGAGAGACACUAUCAUUGGCAUGAAGUUCAGUGAUCAAUACAGGAAUGAUUGGAAUAGUGAAGAUGAUCAAUUUAAAGAAACAAACCUGCAGAAACUAGAAGAAACAUCAAAGGCUCUUGCAAGCUGCACCUAUGAGGAAAACACACUAUGGGGAAAAGAUAUGGGCUUAAAAUAUGGGUGUCCAGUGGAGGAUGUGAUAACAGGAUUGUCUAUACAGUCCCAAGGAUGGAAAUCAGUGUACUACAACCCACCAAGGAAAGCAUUCUUAGGUUUAGCUCCAGCCACCUUGCCUCAAACUCUAGUUCAGCAUAAGAGAUGGUCUGAAGGAGACUUACAAAUUUUGCUUUCCAAGUAUAGUCCUGCAUGGUAUGGAUUUGGAAGGAUCAGUUUGGGCCUUCAAAUGGGAUAUUGUGUUUAUUGCUUAUGGGCACCUAACUGUUUUGCAAUGCUAUAUUAUUCUAUCAUCCCUUCACUCUACCUUCUCAAAGGCAUUCCCUUGUUUCCAGAGAUGUCAAGUCCAUGGUUCAUACCUUUCGCAUAUGUGAUGAUUGGGGAAACUGCUUAUAAUAUGUUGGAGUUUUUGUACUGUGGGGGCACAUUUCAAGGUUGGUGGAAUGACCUAAGGAUAUGGCUAUACAAAAGAACAAGCUCUUAUCUAUUUGCUUGCACUGACACCAUCUUGAAGGUUUUGGGGAUCUCAAACUCAACUUUUACAAUCACAGCUAAGGUCACUGAAGAAGAUGCUUUCAAAAGGCAUGAGAAAGAAAUAAUGGAAUUUGGAACCUCCUCUCCAAUGGUCACUAUAUUAGCAUCACUUGCAUUACUCAAUUUGUAUUGUUUUCUUAGAGUGUUGAAGGAUGCAAUCCUAGGAGAAGGUGGCACUGGAUCUUAUGAGAAAAUGGUAUUGCAAAUUCUUUUGUGUGGCUUUUUGGUUCUCAUCAAUUGGCCUCUAUACCAAGGACUUUUCUUAAGGAAGGAUAAGGGCAAAGUCCCCAGCUCUGAUGCCAUCAAAUCAACAACAUUGGCUCUAGCUAUGUUUAUUUGCUUCUACUUUGCUUGAACAAUAGUGUGCUUAUUUACACAUUUGGUUGACUUUCCGCAUGUUUCAAAGCUAAGUUUUAUCAGAAAAAAUUCUUGCUUACAUUUAUUAAUGAAAUUACUU